This is a messenger RNA of Penicillium brasilianum, 687 nucleotides long. The record is from the annotation of a GenBank genome assembly. Lineage: Eukaryota; Fungi; Ascomycota; Eurotiomycetes; Eurotiales; Aspergillaceae.
AUGUCGCAUUACGGUGGUCCCCCCAACAACCAGUACGGCGGUGGUGAUUACUAUGGCCAGCAGCAACAGCAGGGCCAGGGUUAUUAUCCGCCUCAGCAGGGCCACGGUGGUCCCCCACCUCAAGGCUACUAUCCCCCCGAGCAGCAACACUAUGGCCAGCCACAAUAUGGCGGCCAACCGCCUGCUCAUUACGGCCAGCCCCAGCAAGGCUACGCUCCCCCACCUUACGAGCAGCAGCACCAGCAGGGCCAAUACCCGGGCGGUGGUCAAUACGGACACAACCAGCAAGCGCCACACCAGGACCGCGGCCACUCGCCCUACCCGUCUCAGCAACAGCAGCCGUACCAACAAGGCGGGGCUAGUGCUUCAUACUAUGGCAACGAAGUGCCCCAGCACCAGCAGGGGUAUGCGCCUGGGCCGGGAGGUCCGGAAGGUGAAAAGGGUCUUGGAUCCACGCUCAUCGGUGGCGCAGCUGGUGGGUUUGCGGGCCACAAGUUAGGCGGUGGAUUCCUGGGAACUGCGGGCGGUGCCGUUCUGGGUGCGGUGGGAAUGAAUAUGGCAACUCAUGAGGUUAAGAAGCACAAGAAGGAGAAGAAGAAGGACAAGCAUAAGAAGGAUAAGCAUCACAAGCGCCGUGGCUCAGGUUCCAGUUCUAGCUCGAGCUCGUCCAGCUCUUCUAGUGAUUAG